AUGCCGUCCAACAAUUCUGAAGCAUUGAACGCAUCUGGUCUGACAGCCGAGGAAACUAAGUCUCUCAAAGAGAGAACGGCACAGUCUCACGAAGAAAAAAUAAUUCAAAGUAUCAAGGAGUUGUACACUUGCAAACCGUCCGAGAGGACGUACGAGAUCUACACCUCCGAUGCCGUUUUUCACGACCCCAUCGGGAUUGCAGAAGGCAUCCAGUCCAUACGAGCUCAAUUCAAUGGGCUCGUCAAGUUAUUUCCGCGGGCUGAUAUACCUAGCUUCCGCAUUCUGGAAAACCCCCCCUCCUUGUCAAAGAGCACUGUUCUGAUCGACCAGGAUGUCGCCUACUACCGUGACCCGAAUGCAAAAUCUCCCACCAAGGUCGUCAAUUCUCUGCUCACACUACAGACGAAUGACGAGCACAAAGUCACGCGCCAUACGGAGGAAUGGGAUCACAAGCGAGAAACCACGAGGGAUGAUGGCUUCCUCGGAAUGCUUAAUGAGCAGAGAAAGAAAAUCACAGCGAGCGUGACCGGUAUGUUCAUUAGCCAGGAGCCGCCUGCCAACUAG
Messenger RNA from Sparassis crispa, 564 nucleotides. RefSeq lists its product as hypothetical. The transcript is spliced from 5 exons. Bases 1 to 564 code for a protein of 187 amino acids. NCBI's taxonomy places the organism in Eukaryota, Fungi, Basidiomycota, Agaricomycetes, Polyporales, Sparassidaceae. The record is from RefSeq and is a predicted model, not a curated record.